Messenger RNA from Trematomus bernacchii (emerald rockcod), 3129 nucleotides. RefSeq names its product transmembrane protein 135 (gene tmem135). Bases 15 to 1415 code for a protein of 466 amino acids. NCBI's taxonomy places the organism in Eukaryota, Metazoa, Chordata, Actinopteri, Perciformes, Nototheniidae. The record is from RefSeq and is a predicted model, not a curated record. The transcript is spliced from 15 exons.
CAGACCGUACAGACAUGGCCGCUCUCAGUAAAAUACCACACAGCUGCUACGAGAUCGGGCAUACCUGGGACCCUUCGUGUGUGCAGUCUGCAGUGGAUGUAGCAAGAGGUGCUUUGGAGGUGUCCUUCAAAAUAUACGCCCCUCUGUACCUGAUAGCAGCAGUGCUAAGGAGAAGGAAGAAGGAUUACUAUUUAAAAAGACUUCUCCCAGAGAUCCUGUGGUCUACCUCUUUCCUCGGUGCCAAUGGAGGGCUCUUCAUUGUUUUCUUCUGCAUUCUCAGGAAACUGCUUGGAGGGUUCUACCCCUGGUCUGCCGGGUUUGGCUCGGCGCUGCCUGCCUCCUAUAUCGCCAUCCUCCUGGAGCGCAAGAAAAGGAGAGGGAUGCUGACAAUAUACAUGACAAAUAUUGCCACUGAGACUUUGUUCCGUAUGGCAGUGACACGAGGGAUCGUUAAACCCAUCAAGCACGGCGAGGUGCUUUUGUUCUGCAUAACUGCAUCGCUCUACACAUUCCUCUUCAGGAGGAAAGAUGGUCUCAAGGGGUUUGCCUUCUCUGCAUUAAAGUUCAUCAUCGGGAAAGAAGAGAUUCCAACUCACUCUGUAGCGGCAGAACAGAUCAGACCCCUCGAGAGGACAGCUGCUAUCGAGACUGAGCCUUCACAGGCGUCAGCAGAAAGACCCGACUCCAGCAGGAAAACUCUGCUAGCCUACACCAGGGAGCUGAUAGAAUCAAUAUGCAAAAAGGGUCCAAGACACAGAUGUUGCAAACAUUACCAAGACAACUGCAUUUCCUACUGUGUGAAAGGAUUUGUCAGGAUGUUCAGUGUUGGCUACCUGAUUCAGUGUUGUCUUAAGGUGCCUUCAGCGUUCAGACACAUGUUUACUAAACCCUCACGCCUCCCGUCACUCUUCUACAACAAGGAUAACUUCCAGCUAGGGGCCUUUCUAGGAUCCUUCGUCAGCAUCUACAAGGGAACAAGCUGCUUGCUGCGCUGGCUGCGAAACAUUGAUGAUGAACUCCAUGCACUGAUAGCUGGCUUCCUGGCUGGUACCUCGAUGUUCUUCUACAAGAGCACGUCGAUAUCCAUGUAUCUCUUCUCAAAGCUGGUGGAGACCCUUUACUUUAAGGGCAUCGAGUCCGGACGGUUCCCUUACUUUCCUCAUGCAGACACGGUCAUCUAUGCCAUCUCCACGGCGAUCUGUUUCCAAGCCGCUGUGAUGGAAGUGCAGAACCUCAGGCCUACAUACUGGAAGUUCCUGCUGCGUUUGACUCAGGGCAGAUUUGCUCUGAUGAACCGGCAUUUGCUAGAUGUGUUUGGGACUCAAGCCUCCAGGGACUUUAAAGGCUUUGUGCCCAAGCUGGACCCUCGUUUCACCACAGUGCUUCCACCAGGAGCCGACAUCCAACUGGGCUGACCUGGGAUCAGGCUGUGGGAGGGGAUGUUAGGGGUUACCUCAAUGGACAGUGUGGUUGUUAUUUCUGAGUAACUGAAGGAUCUUUUUAAAGGUGUUAUAACAGCUCAGGAGUUGUGAAGUCGUGUUAUUAGAUGGGGAAAUGCUUUAGAAGAUGUCGGGCCCUAGAUGUGUCCAAAGCAGGACGUCAUGAGUGUCAAGCAUGAUGCUGCACACGUUUACAGCCUGGGGUUGUGUGAAACAGGUGACUUGCAAAAUAUAUAUGAAACAUUUUUACACUUAAAAACCCUUUACACUACAAGAUACAUAUUAAAGGUCCCCUAUUAUACCGUUUUCAUCAAUAUAUUAUAGGUCUCAGAUAUAUACAAACAUGUCUCUGAAGUGCUUGGCUCGAAACACCAAACAGAUCAUUGCAGCAUCCCAUAAUCCCCUCUGUUUCAGCCCUGUUUCAAAAGUGCUGAUUGAAACAUUUUACAUUUAGUUGUAAUACUAAACUGUUCUGCAGGUUAUGGAUGGUAAUAGUAAGGUAUCAACCUUAUAUGGUGUGUUUACCAAAACCACAGAUAAUCAAAAACAUGGUUUAUUGUAAAAGAUGAAUUCAAUUUGGCUUCAACAGCAUUCCUUUGGUCCAAAUGUUUCUUAAUUUAGCAAGUUACCUUUUAAGUUUGUAUUGACUGAACUCUGGUUACCUGUCUGAUUGCUUUCAGGACAGGGCAAAAAUCACCAACUAAUCUUUUUGAAAUAGGCACCGUGAUAACUGAUUUAAGAGGUGAAAGAAUUUGUCAAUCAUAACUCUCAGAUCAUUUCUAAAUGUGCACCUUUUAAUGGGUGCAAUUGAUUAUGUAGCCUUAUCAAAUAUUAUAUUCUAUAGUAUACAAAGAGAGAUGUAUUUAGAUUGUUUUCUAUGAUUUGAAACAAAGAGGUGGAAAAUCAAAAAUUUUAACCAGUUACUUAAAUUGUUGAUCUUGUUUUUGGUGAUUUUUUUUAAAAUUCCAAUUUAGUUUUGUUUUUAAAUGUCAUUCUUGAGUGUUUUUUUAAAGUUAGCUUAAAUGAGUUAAAUGAAGCAGCAAAGACCUUGGAAAAGUUGGAUAUUACAUUUAUGGAGAAUAUUUUGAAACCUGUGGUUAGGUUGUAUAAAAAUAAACGAAUUAAGAAAUAACCAUUAAUUUCACCCUAAAGGCAUAUACAUUGGAAGUGAAUGGCAAUACACUUCUAUAUUUGCUUUAAUUAAAACAAAUCUUAAAUAGGCCAAUACUUUGUAAUGUGAUAAAUUGCAUUGCAGGGGAGACUCAUUUUAUAGAUCCAUAUAAUUCCUCAAGCCUCAUGUAAUAACAUUAGCAAAUUAUUAUUCAAAAAAUCAUCACCAAAGUCAACCUGAUCCUUUUUUAUUUCAUUUUCUGCCGGUGUUUGGGUAAGAACAGUGUGAUCUAUAUGACUGAAUAUUUAAUAUUCACUAAUACAGACCAAACACAGAAUCAAACUGGUUCAAAUGAAUGAUUUAGUUGUUUCAUAUGAGCUUAUAAAAUAUCUAUUAAAAAUGCAGUUGGCUGUUUGCAUUUCAAUUAAUACUCACUGUCAGCUUCAAGGUGAACCCAAUAGCUUAACUUCCACUUUGAUUAAAAAAUGGUUAACUUAGGAAUUUGGAGGCACAUUGAAGUGUUUGUAUGAAGGUACAGUAAGGAAUCUGUUUCUGUGAAUAAAAAGCUCACAGCUCAAA